This is a messenger RNA of Elephantulus edwardii (Cape elephant shrew), 1836 nucleotides long. RefSeq names its product HtrA serine peptidase 3 (gene HTRA3). The record is from RefSeq and is a predicted model, not a curated record. Lineage: Eukaryota; Metazoa; Chordata; Mammalia; Macroscelidea; Macroscelididae. The coding region runs from base 1 to 1836 and encodes 611 amino acids. Gene Ontology annotation, biological process: proteolysis. The transcript is spliced from 13 exons. Gene Ontology annotation, molecular function: protein binding; serine-type endopeptidase activity. Gene Ontology annotation, cellular component: extracellular region.
AUGUCCAGGCCACCUGCCUGGAGUGACCGGGCCAGCCAGGGCUGCUCUUCACCCUGGGGAUUCUGCCAUGGUCUGUUAGAGGGCACUGUGCCCGCAGGAUUCUCAGGGUGGACAUUUGAGAAGCAGGUGGCCAGCCCUUCCGUCUGCAGCAUCUCUGGGUGGCACUGGACCACCAACCUGUCUGCCGCAGCAGAACACCAGGUCUCCUGCAGCCCCAUCCCAUCAGUGGACAAGUGGGGGCCUCUGAGCCCCCUGCCCUCCCUGUGGCAUCUGCCCCCUGCCGUGGAGCUGAUUCUGACUCGAAGCAGCCCUCCGUGGGGCCCUGAGACUUACAUCUUCGUGGAAGGAGACCCUCUCAUUUUUCUCCUGCAGGGCCUCGCUGCGGGGACCCUGCGCUUCGUCGCCCCCGCUUCCGGGAAGGCCGCCGGCCGGGGCGGGGCUGCAGGGCCGAGCCGCCCCUUCCAGGGAGGAGGGCAGUCCCCCGCCUUUAAGCAGCCCGCCACCACCCGCCGCCCGCACAGCGUCCUCCCGCACACCGCGGCGUCGUGCCCGGCGCGCUGCGACGUGUCGCGCUGCCCGAGCCCCCGCUGCCCCGGCGGCUACGUGCCGGACCACUGCAACUGCUGCCUGGUGUGCGCGGCGGGCGAGGGCGAGCCGUGCGGAGGCCCGCUGGACGCGCCGUGCGGGGAGAGCCUGCAGUGCACGCGCGGAGCCUGCCGCUGCCGCUGGGCGCACGCCGUGUGCGGCACCGACGGGCACACCUACGCCGACGUGUGCGCGCUGCAGGCAGCCAGUCGCCGCGCGCUGCAGCUCUCGGGGACGCCCGUGCGCCAGCUGCAGAAGGGAGCCUGCCCGUCGGGUCUCCGCCAGCUGAGCAGCCCGCGGUACAAGUUCAACUUCAUCGCUGACGUGGUGGAGAAGAUUGCCCCGGCGGUGGUCCACAUCGAGCUCUUCCUGAGACACCCACUGUUUGGUCGGAACGUGCCCUUGUCCAGUGGCUCCGGCUUCAUCAUGUCCGAGGCUGGCCUGAUUGUCACCAAUGCCCACGUGGUGACCAGCUCCAGUGCUGUCUCUGGCCGGCAGCAGCUGAAGGUACAGCUGCAGGAUGGGGACAGUUACGAGGCCACCAUCAAGGACAUCGACAAGAAGUCGGACAUCGCCACCAUCAAGAUCCACCCCAAGAAAAAGCUGCCUGUCCUGCUGCUGGGCCACUCGGCAGACCUGCGGCCCGGGGAGUUCGUGGUGGCCAUCGGCAGCCCGUUCGCCCUGCAGAACACGGUGACCGCCGGCAUUGUCAGCACAGCACAACGGGAUGGCCGUGAGCUGGGCCUGCGGGACUCGGACAUGGACUACAUCCAGACGGAUGCCAUCAUCAGUUACGGGAACUCCGGGGGACCCCUAGUGAACCUGGACGGUGAGGUCAUCGGCAUCAACACACUCAAGGUCGCAGCUGGCAUCUCCUUUGCCAUCCCAUCGGACCGCAUCUCACGCUUCCUCACUGAGUUCCAGGACAAGCAUGUCAAAGACUGGAAGAAGCGUUUCAUUGGCAUCCGGAUGCGGACCAUCACUCCCAGCCUGGUGGAGGAGCUGAAGGCCAGCAACCCCGACUUCCCAGAAGUCAGCAGUGGGAUCUACGUGCAGGAGGUUGUCCCCAACUCACCUUCUCAGAAAGGUGGCAUCCAGGACGGUGACCUCAUCGUCAAGGUGAACGGACGGCCCCUGGUGGACUCAAGCGAGCUGCAGGAGGCUGUGCUGACGGAGUCCCCACUGCUGCUGGAGGUGAGACGAGGCAAUGACGACCUGCUCUUCAGCAUCGCGCCCGAGGUGGUCCUGUGA